ACAAUGGAGCCAACACGAAAAGCUACUCCCGUUAUAAUUCCUCUGCUUGUUAUUGUGAUCCUAUUUUAUUGUAUGCCGAAUGCUGCAGCAGCCACAUUCAAUGUGCUUGACUUUGGAGCCAAGGCGGACGGUCGCACUGACUCCAGCAAGGCUUUUACCAGUGCUUGGGCCCAGGCCUGUGCCUCGGCCCAGCCCGCUUCCAUACUCGUGCCAAAGGGGCGCUUCUUGGUUGGAAGCACCACCUUUAGUGGCCAAUGUGCCAACAAGGCAAUCUCAUUUGAGAUCCAGGGCACCUUGGUGGCACCCUCAGACUACAAUAUCCUAGCAAACAAAGGGACUUGGCUGCUGUUUGAGCACGUCGACGGCGUUUCCAUUCGUAGCGGCGUGCUUGAUGGCCAAGGCACUAUCCUCUGGGAUUGCAAGAACUCCAACGACGGUAGCUGCCCAUCUGGAGCUACGACACUGGAAUUCACCAACUCCAAAAACAUUGUCAUUAGUGGAUUGACCUCAAUGAACAGCCAAAUGUUCCACAUAGUCAUCAAUGCAUGCCAGAACGUCAAAGCACAAGGCAUCACCAUCACCGCCGACGGAAACAGCCCUAACACCGACGGCAUUCACGUCCAAGGCUCCUCCGACGUCACCAUCCUCACCUCCAAAAUCCGCACCGGCGAUGACUGCAUCUCCAUCGGGCCCGGCACCACAAACUUGUGGAUCGAAAACAUAGCAUGCGGUCCAGGCCAUGGAAUAAGCAUUGGGAGCUUGGGAAAGGAUGAGAACGAGGCUGGCGUACAAAAUGUGACGGUUAAAACGGUUACGCUGAGUGGGACCCAAAAUGGUGUUAGAAUCAAGACUUGGGGCAGACCCAGCAACAGUUUCGUCAGAGACGUGAUUUUCCAAGACGCCACCAUAGUGAAUGCCCAAAACCCAAUUGUCAUUGACCAGAAUUACUGCCCGAACAACGAGGGCUGCCCCGGUCAGGCCUCAGGAGUAAAAAUCAGUGACAUAACGUACAAAAACAUUCAUGGAACAUCAGCAACAGAGGUAGCUGUGAAGUUUGAUUGUAGCUCAAAGAACCCAUGCAGUGGCAUCAAGUUGGAGGAUUUGAAGCUCACUUACAAGAACCAAGCUGCUCAAGCUUCUUGUGUCCAUGCAUCUGGAGAUGCAUUGGGUUUAGAACAACCACAGAGCUGCUUAUCAUAAACUGCUUCAAAUCGAUCAUAAUGCACUACAAAAAUUAGAGCCAUGCAGUGCAUUAUUACAAUAUUUUUUUACUUUUAAUUUUCUUUUUAUGGUUUGAGCCUGUGGCGUUUUACUGCACCCCAGUUGUAGUGUAGCCUGGCCUUACGAAUUACUGGUAAAAAAUUAAAGUUACAUACAAAAUUUAUGUGUAUUCCUAUUAUU
Arachis duranensis is the source of this 1401-nucleotide messenger RNA. RefSeq names its product polygalacturonase-like. Gene Ontology annotation, biological process: carbohydrate metabolic process. Gene Ontology annotation, molecular function: polygalacturonase activity. Bases 4 to 1200 code for a protein of 398 amino acids. The record is from RefSeq and is a predicted model, not a curated record. NCBI's taxonomy places the organism in Eukaryota, Viridiplantae, Streptophyta, Magnoliopsida, Fabales, Fabaceae. The transcript is spliced from 4 exons.